Molecule: messenger RNA, 3715 nt
Organism: Caenorhabditis angaria
Lineage: Eukaryota; Metazoa; Nematoda; Chromadorea; Rhabditida; Rhabditidae
Source: the annotation of a GenBank genome assembly
AUGAUCGACCUGCGACUAUUUUUUAUUCUACUUUUAUUUUUCCCAAAUUUCACAAAUUCCCAAUAUUCUGACAAUAAUAAUGAAGAGGUAAAACAGUUUUUCAAAAUUUAUUCAAUUCAAAAUAUCCCAAAAAAUUUGCAGACCUCAAACUAUUGCUCAGAUUACGUGGAAUGUGCUGCUGUUUCGUUGCUUGAAGAGCGGUUGUGUUUGGGAAAUUCGAUUUGGCGGCCUUUUUGGCUCCCGCAGCGAAACGAUCAACAUAAAUGUCACGAUAAACUGAAAAAUGAUUAUAUACAUUUGGAGAGAUUGGAAGAGGAACAGGAUGGGCAGUUGAAUGCGUGUUUGAGUGAGAAUUCGAAACCGUUGGAUAGACAGACUGUAAGUUAGAGGAAGUUGGGAAAAACUGGGAGUUAGAGGAAGUUGGGAAGCUGGUUUACUGAACAAGUAAUUGAAAAAUGCUUGCGGUAUUUCGAAAAUGCACUUACUUCACAACAAAAUUGAAGUUGAACGUAAAUUUAAAAAAGAUAAAUGUGGCCGAAUAUUUUGGUGACCGAGAAAUGUCGGGAAUUCGGCCAAAGCAACAAACUCGCUCUAAUGAUGCAAAAAUUCUCAUUGUUGAAGCGUGGCCGAAUUCCCGAGAUUUCUCGGCCACCAAAAUAGUUCGGCCAAAUAUAUAUAUAUAUUUUUUUGAAAUUUGUGUUCAACUUCAAUUUUUUGUGAAGAAAGUGAGUUUCAUUUUGAGUUUCAUUCAUCAAUAUUUGAACAUUUUAAAAAGUUUCUUAAAAAAACAUAUAAUAAUUUUUCAGGCCCAAGAAUGUUCAUUAAUCGGAAGAGUUGCAAAGUUCUCAUACGGCCGAAGUAUAACUUAUGUGCCAAGUCAAUGUUUCACCGGAUUGAAACGACGUGUUGAAAGACAAUGUGGAGUUUUAUCGAAAUGUUGUCCGGCUCUUGAAAAAUGUCGACUUUUGAGUUCGGGUUCGACGAUUCAAAAGAUGAUAAAUAUGACACGAACAAAUUUGAGAAAACGAGCCAAGGAUUGUGAAAAUGGACUGAAAAUGGAAGCUUUGAUUUUGGAAAAUGGGAUAGGAUUCUCGGAAGACGAGGAGAAGAGUGUUCUUGAUUCGUGGGCGGGACCGAAGGGAAAUGUUACAGUUCGAUUCCAUGAAGCUGCGAAAUCAAGAGCAUCAUCCGGAGGAAAUGUGAAUGUUCGUUUUCACACUGAACAAGAGGCGAUUGCCAAUAAAAUCCUGAUUCGAGAAGGAGAUCAACCGCGUCUGAAUUAUCCACAAAGAUGGGAACAAUUUGAGCAAAAAUUCGAUAAAGCUGCCAAGAAUACACAGAAUAUUAAAGAAAAAAUCGCGUAUUGGGAUCGAAAUAAGAUUGCAAAAGAGGGAUUUGAUUCGUUGGUUGAUGCGGCUGCUGUUAGUGAAAUUAUCAAUUUUGCGCCUCCAAUGGGAACUGUUACACCGCAUGUUGAAGAAUCGAAUGACGAAAAUGUUAUUGUAGAAGAUCAUGGGACCGUUGUUACUGUAACUGAAUCAGUCACCUCAAGUCCGGUUAUUUUUAUUGAAACUUCUACUCAAAAGCAGGUGGAAAAAUGUAGACCAUCAAAAGUUUUCCAAUUUUCGAAAAUCCUUAAAGAACUUGGAGAAAAUCCAGAAUCAAAGGAGAUGAAAGAAAUUCUUGAACUUGUGAAGAGAUUCGAGAAUCGAAAAGAUCAAGAGGGAAAAUCGGGUAUCAUUGAAAAAUCGCUGAGAUCUUUGAUUGAUCAUUUCGACACGGAAAAUUUCGAAGUUUUGAAAAAAGAUGCGGAAAAAAUGAUCAAGGAAAGUGAAACUUUGCCGAUUUGUGCGGUUUCGAUUUCUGAAUCAAUUGAUGAACCCGAAACAAUGUUGGUCGAUGAUAAUGGAGAUAAAUUCAUAAUUCAAAGUAGUGAGUUUUUUUUGAAAUGUAGUUGAUGAAUUUGAAAAUUUUUUUAGAAGAUUCAACAGCAAAACUUCUUGUUGGCGAACCUUUGGAAAAUUAUGACAAAAAUGCGACGACAGAAUCAGAAUCUGUGGAAAAUUUCAUCUCAGAUGAAUAUAAGAAAGAAAUCGCUGCUUUCAAGAAGGAGUUCAAUUUGUGGUCGAGAAAUGUGAGUUCACGUGAAGAAAAAAAAAAUUUGCCUCGAAGCGGGAUCGAACCCAUGACCUAAAAAUUGAGAGACAUGUGUGUUUACCACUCAGCUACGCGCGCUCUUUUUUUCUUGCACGCAAAUGUUUGAUAUAUGAAACGAGGUGCAUUGUGAAAGUUUUUACCCCUUCUUUUAUAUAUAUUUUAAAUUAAAAAAAAUUAUUCUAACAAUCAGGCAACAUCUACACGCCGAAACGACACAACUUGCGAUAUUUACAUGAAAUGUCGAAGUCAAAUGCAUAUGGCAGUUGAUAGUUGUGCCUGGAGAUUUGCAAGUGAUAAAUUAUUGUCAACGAUGGCUGAGUCAGCGGAAAGUCUUCUGUUUAAAGACGAUGGGAUUUGCAGUCAGAAAAAUGGAGAGCAAUUUGGAAAUUUGUAUGAGGGAAUUAUUCGACGAAAUGAUCAAUUGAGAAAAUGUCUUGAUGAGAAAAAUGAGAAAUUUGUGAGUUUUUUUUCUUAAAUUCUUGUGAAUUUUCAAAUUCUGGCGAUCUUUUCCAGUUCUCCGAAUCCGUGUGCCUCGCGUAUUCCGAAGAAAAACGCCACGCAUACGACGACGCGUUGCGGCGUCUUCUGAAUGACACACAUGAUUACAAAAAGUCGCGGGAAUGUUUCGAAGAUGCUAAUUUGAUACAGGAAAAGUGUACGAAUCUUCGAGAUUGUUGUCCAAACUAUGAUAAGUGAGUGGGUGGGGAUUGAAAGGGAAGCAAAGGGAAAAAAAUGGAAACGCGAAAAACAUUUUUUUGAAAAAAAAUUACUCCCUCUCGUUUAUUUUCGUCGCGACGAGACACACACCCUUCAAAAAUCGAUGCGCCUUUGAUUCACAAGGCGUUUUUGGUGUGUUUUGGUGGCUAUUUUUUUAUCAAAACGAGGAAUUCAACUUGAGAAAAGUGAAUUAGAAAUAAUUAAGAGAUAAGUUCGUAAUUUUCAAACGAAAAAUAGAUUUUUCUUCAAUAAAACACUUGAAAAUCGUUUUUUAUAGUGUUUCUUGCUUUGAACAGGGUUAGACCGGUUGAUUUCUGCCUUUUUCAUGCAGAAACAUCAAAAAUCUCGAAAAUCCGGGGAAAAAAAAUACCGUAGUUUUUGAAAGGCGCAACAGCUGAAACACACAAAUGGUCUCGUCGCGACGAAAGAACUACGGUAUAUAAUUUUUUUCAAAAAAAUAUUUUUCGCGUUUCAAUUUUUUACGUUUAUAAUAUUUAUAGAUCAUAAAUCUGCUGGGCUUUUAAAUUGAGAAGGGGGAAACAUUAAUCAUAUUCCGAAGGUCACAAUUUAGCACAAAAGUGCUUUUGAAAAAAAUUUAAAAAAAAUUUCCAGCUGCCGCGAAUCAACAUUCGAAGCUGAUGUCGAAAGAACAAUCAUCAACUUGACUGCCAAAAUCAACGAGCUCAAACAAGAUUGUGUUCGAACAAAAGCGAAAGAAGCUGUCAAAUUAGCAGUUCGACAAUUAUUGCUUUCAACCAAAGCUGGUCAACGAUUAGGACAAUUGGGAUUGGAUAUUUCACGAGGUGCAAGAGUUGUGAGAAUGGCCAAAUUCCGGGUUUAA